Penicillium odoratum is the source of this 3900-nucleotide messenger RNA. RefSeq names its product putative RNA binding effector protein Scp160. Gene Ontology annotation, biological process: nuclear division. Gene Ontology annotation, cellular component: nucleus; cytoplasm. Lineage: Eukaryota; Fungi; Ascomycota; Eurotiomycetes; Eurotiales; Aspergillaceae. Gene Ontology annotation, molecular function: mRNA binding. The transcript is spliced from 4 exons. Bases 1 to 3900 code for a protein of 1299 amino acids. The record is from RefSeq and is a predicted model, not a curated record.
AUGGCCGCCGAAGCGUCAACCACCACCAAUGGUGCCUCCAAGUCUCUUGCCGCCAUGCUGGAGGAGCAACACACUCGUGAUGACCACCGUGUCACCGUUGAGGACGUCAUCGAUGAGGAGGAUCUCAAGCACCCGCCGCCAUCUCUGUUGAACAGCCAAGCAUCCACUCCUCUUCCCCCUGUCUUGAAUCCCGCCACCCCAGCAGAGACCGCCACCCCCUCCCCAAUCCCCAAGCCUGCGGGCAAGAAGACACCGACAUUUGAUGUACAGUCGGAGGAACUUUUCCCGGCACUUGGUAGUGGCCCUAAGCCUGCUGCUCCCGCAGCGGCCACAUGGGGUGCGAAGAAGCCAUCUGCAGCAGCCGCUGUGGCCAAUGGCCAGCCCGCUAAGCCAACGGACACCCCCCGAGUUAUGUCUCUCCCUGGCAAGCACACAGAGCAGCUUCGUCUUGCCCCCUCUCAAAUGCUUCCCCGCGGUCAAAUGAAGAAGCCCCUCCAAGAUAUCCUCCGUGACAUUUCGCGGAGAUCAAAGGCUACUGUUGCUAUGCGUAGUGGCCCUGGUGGAGCCUUUGUCUUUGAAGGCAAGGGCUCUGUUGACUCCGUUCGUCAGGCCCUGAAGGAGGUCGCGCAACAGGUUGGAUCCAAGCAAUCCGUUCGUGUCCCCAUUCCUACCUCCGCACGAGCCCACAUCAUUGGCCGCCAGGGCGCGGUGGUUCAAGACAUUCAGUCACGUACUGGUGCUCGCGUUCAAGUCCCCCGUGCUGAUGGCAAUGCCACCGCCGUCGAAGAUGAUGACGAUACAAUUGACGUCCUGAUUGAGGGUGAUGCAGUUGCUGCCGAAAUGGCACGCCGGGAGAUUGAAGCAAUUGUCAAGGAGCGAGGCUCGAGCAUGAGCUUGCGCUUGAAGACCGUCCCGCCGGAGUUCUUCCCAUUCAUUGCUGGUGCCCACGAUGCGGCACUUCGUGAAAUUGAGGAGCGAACAAAGGCACAGAUCAACGUUCCUCGUUACGACACUUGGGUUUCGCAGCCCCCUCCCCAGGAGGCCCACCCCGGGCAAGUGCAGUUCGUACCUGUUGCGGACAAGCACAUUCUGAUUUCUGGAGAGCGUGCCGCAGCUCAGGAAGCUCGUGCAGAGAUUGAGCGUGUGGCGGCCGAGUUGCAGCGAAAACUAACUCUCCGCCAAUUGGCGAUCAACCGUGGCCAGCACCAGUUUAUUCUUGGAAAUGAGGCCGAUGCUUUGCAUCGGUUCUAUGAGCAGACUGGCUGCGCAAUUAUCUUGCCCCCUGCGUCAGAUGACAGCGAGUUCCUCACUAUCACUGGUCCCGUUGACCAGAUCGAGGCUGGUAUCAACCAUGCGAUGGAUCUUGCGACUAGCAUGCAGAUGGCAAGCAUCGACUUGUCCCGUCAGCACCCUAAUGCCCCUGCGGGUCCUCACGCCCAUGCUCGUGCUCUGACCCAGUACCUGCAGCGUCGCCAGGUCAUCAAGCAGCUUGAGUCUGCUUAUGAUGCACACAUCGCCCUCUCCCCGAGUGUCGAGGGCCCUGUGGCCUGGGAGGUUUACUCCCGGGAUGGCAAGAACACUAUCCGUGCUCGCUCGGACAUCAUGAACCUUGUCCAAGCUCACCCUCCGUCUCGUCUUCGCCAUGUUCCAGUGGAUCCAUACUUCCACCCCUACCUGCGCUCCCGCAGCGCGAGCAAGCUCCAGGGUGACUAUGGCGUUCAUUUGCUCGUGCCCGAAGACAUCAACAGCCCCGAGGUUGUGCUUGUCUACGAGGGCCCCAACUCCUCUGCCGCAAACUUCGAGGUCCCACGACAGCGUCCUGCCCCGGCGGAGAUUGCUGCAUUUGAGAAGUCCUUGUUAGAAGCCCAAUCUUUCUUGUUGAGCACUCUUGGAAACCAGAGUGAUAUUGUUGGCAAGUCCGUUUCUGUUCCUGCCAAGUAUCAGGAGAAGAUCCGCAAGUUCGUCAUUCGCGAACAGGAUGCCAAGGGUGAGGACAGCAUCCCUGUCCGCGCUAUUGUUGGUGAGCCUAAGGGAUCCAAGUGUGAAAUUUCGCUGCGUGGACCCUCAGAACUAGUCGCGGAGCUCGCUGCCAAGCUCGAGGCGUUCGUUGUGGAGCAGGAGCAGGAUGACCUGGAGCGUGGUUACACCAACACCUUCGACUUCCCUCAGAAGUUUGCCAACUUCCUGAUCGGCAAGCGCGGCGAAAACAUCAACAAGCUGCGCGAGGAAUUUGAUGUUGACAUCAAGGUCGAGAAUGGCAAGGUUGAGGUCAAGGGCCCCAAGGCCAAGGCGGAUGCUACCCGUUUGCGCAUUAUCAACAUGGGCAAGAAGUGGGAAGAUGAGACCACCCACAUUCUUAAGAUUCCUGCCCAGUACCACCGUGAGCUUAUCGGACAGCGGGGUAACCAGGUGAACCGUCUGCAGGAUCGCUACUCAGUUCGUGUUCAGUUUCCUCGGGCAGCUGCCUCUGCCGAUGAGGUCGCCGAGACAGGUAGCGAUGCUGGUGUAGCCCGCAGCCGCCCUCAGCAAGCCGCUGACGAGGUCUUUGUGAAGGGCCCCAGCAAGGGUGCUGAUUCUGCUCGCGAUGAGAUUCUCAGUCUGUUGCAGUGGGUCGUUGAUCACUCGCACAAUGCCACCAUCUCGGUCGCCCAGAGUCAGGUUGCUUCGCUGAUUGGUCAACGUGGUCGUGAGAUGGAUAAGGUCCGAGCAGACACUGGAGCUCAGAUUGACGUACCUGCCGCAAAUGAUGAACCGGAUGCAUCAGGCCGUGUCCAGAUUCGCAUCAAGGGAACUAAACAGCAGGUGGCCGAGGCCAAGAAAAUCUUGCAGCAGCGGGCCACCGAGUUCGAUGCUACUGUCACCAAGUCCAUUGAGGUUGAGAAAAAGUACCACAAGGCUCUUAUUGGCGGUGGUGGUGCCAACAUUCGCAAGAUUGUUGUCGACGCUGGUGGUCCUAGUGAUGGCAGUGCCGCUCGUAUGGUUCGCUUCCCCAAGCCUGACAGCACCGAGUCCACCAUUCGUCUUGAGGGUAAUGGAAAGAUCGUCGACAAUAUCAUUGCAGCCAUUGAGGAGUUUGUCAAGGAGCGUGCGGAUCAGGUCUCUGAGACUAUUGAUGUUCCCACUGCCCAGCAUCGCCUACUCAUCGGUCGCGGAGGUGAUACCCGCCGCGGUAUUGAGUCGAAGUUCAACGUCACCCUGGACAUUCCCAAGCAAGGCUCUGGCCGCACCGAUGUUAAGCUUAAGGGCGCCAGUGCUGCGGUCGCUGAGGCGAAGGAGCACAUUCAGGGCAUGAUGAAAGACCAACAUGCUGAGACUGUUUUCGUCCCUACUCACCUCCACCACGCUGUUGCUGACAAUGGUGCUUUCUUCCGCCGCCUUCGCAGUGAUCACCACGUCACUGUUGACCAUGCCGGCAAGUCUGUGCCCAACCACCCUGCUUCCGAGGAGACCCGCAGCUCUACCAAUGGCACAUCUCUACCCCUGAUCACCGAUGACCCUAGUGAGGCUACAGACGCCCACUCUUGGAAGGUUAUUGACAACAGCCUCACUGCUGAUGCUGAUACCACUCCCUUCCCGUGGGUCCUUAGUGGCUCCCCAGAGAACGUCGCAAAGGCACGCGCCGCCAUCGAAAAGGCCGUGAGCGCUGCUAGCCAACAGUCCGCUACUGGCUACCUGAUUCUGCCUGACCCCAAGACCUACCGUUUUGUCGUUGGACAGGGCGGUAGCCAGAUCAAUGCGAUCCGGAAGAAGACUGGCUGCCGUAUCAACGUGCCUAAGGACCAGGCUCGUGGCGAGGCCAUUGAGGUCCGCGGCAGCUUGGCUGGCCUGGAAGAAGCUAAGGACAUGAUUUUGGAGGCUGUGCAGAAUGGCCUGAAUGGUUCUGCCUCCGUCCGGUCAUGA